Messenger RNA from Betta splendens (Siamese fighting fish), 3164 nucleotides. It is a transcript of the gene susd2, whose product is annotated as sushi domain containing 2. The transcript has 15 exons. Bases 178 to 2649 code for a protein of 823 amino acids. The record is from RefSeq and is a predicted model, not a curated record. NCBI's taxonomy places the organism in Eukaryota, Metazoa, Chordata, Actinopteri, Anabantiformes, Osphronemidae.
ACCAGCAGAGGAUGUUAAGGUUACUCUUUAAAAUAGUUUUCUAAAACUUUACAACGUGGGUUUGAUCAAUCAUUAAUAACAUGUGCUGCUACGUCGAAAGAAAAACCCCGUUGACCUUCGUGAGAAUAUUUUUUGUUAAUUUAUAACAGAACGAUUACCAUUAAAAAUGAGAUAAACAUGAGAGACACGAUUUUUCUCUCUCUCCUUAUUUGCUGUUGUAAAGCAUCUGGUCAAACAUGCAGAGGAGCAUGUGGAGACACAUUGCAGGAAUGUUCCUGCCAUGUAACCUGUGUGUCUCUGCUGAACUGCUGUGCAGACUACAGGCAGUUCUGUUUACAAGUGGAGCCUCACUCCAGCUCCAUGCUUGGUGGACGCGCGCUCAGGAUCCUCAAUCUGGCCCUGAACCCUGGAGGGAGACUAGUCUGCAGGUUCAAUGGCGAGACUGAUCGAGAAGGAUUUAUUGAUUCUGAAGGCCGCUCCCACUGUGUCACUCCUUUACUAUUUGAGACAGGAUGGAUAUCGCUUGAUGUCUCAGUAGACAACAUUACUUUUGACAGAUCUGGAGAAUAUUUGUCAGUUCAUCCGAGCAAAGUGGACCCUGCCUUUGAAGUCACCCUGGUGAAUGUGACCCAGUGGCAGUACUAUGGCACGCCCAGCGUAGCGGGCCAGCUGCAGAUGACGUGGAACAGCUCAUUAAUCGGCUCAGAGAGAGUCAACAUAGAGCUGUGGGGUUACAGAGAGUCCUUCAGCAGCGUGGAGGCUCAGAGUAACGACUCACAGGCAGAGCUGAGCUACUUGUACUCUCUGGGAAGGAACCUGCCCAACACCGGUUCCUUCGGCUUCAUCCCAGAGCCCUCCGAGGUCUACUCUGACUGGGAGCUGGGGAAUAUUCGCAUAACUGCUAGUUCUAUAUGUGAUGGAGCAAGAGAUGUACAGUGCCUCUGGAGUGGGCUUCAUGUCCUGGCCUGGCACUUGGGUCAGGUUUUUAGAGCCAACUCUUCUUCCUGGGCCACGACCAAGUGUCUGCAAUGGGACACGUUGGAGAAGAAACUCCCAGAGUUUCUGGAGGAGCUCGCUGACUGCCCUUGUACUCUGACACAGGCCAGAGCAGACACAGGCAGGUUUCAUGCUGAUUACAGCUGUGACGUUGAGAGGGGCAGUGUGUGCACGUAUCACCCAGGCAGCGUCCACUGUGUCAGAGCAAUUCAAGCCAGUCCGACCCUUGGCUCGGGGCAGCAGUGCUGCUAUGACAGUACCGGAGUUCUGGUGCUGACCGGGGACUCUGUUGGUGGCAGCAGCCCGGACAGGGCCCACGCCUGGGGCUCACCCCCCUACAGGAGCCCUCCGCGCGUCCCGGGGUUCUCCCACUGGCUGUACGACGUCACAAGUUUGUUCUACUGCUGCUUGUGGUCUGAAAACUGUGACGUUUACUUCAGCCAUCGGCCUUCUAGUGGAUGUCGCAACUACCGGCCCCCGAGAGCUGGCGUCGUGCUCGGGGAUCCACACUUCAUAACGUUCGAUGGCCUCAGCUACACUUUCAAUGGGAAAGGCGAGUACCACCUGGUGUCGUCGGACAGAGGGCUGAGUGUUCAGGCCCGAACUGAGCAGAUGAAACUUAAGAACGGUGCACUGGCCAAAGCCACGCAGCUGUCAUCUGUGGCUGUGAAGGAGAAGGACUCUGACAUCAUUGAGGUGCGAGUAGCCGAGGGCCAGCUUCAGGUGCUCCGAGGCCAAAGGAUCCUGCCUUUCAGUGAGCAGAGAUGGAUGGAUCUGCAUGGAGUGUUUGUGUUCAGCCCCACCCCUCAGAACGUGACGGUGGCGCUCCUCUCAGGUGCUGGCGUGGAGGUCCGCUUACGCGAAGGAACCAUGGCUGUGACCGUCCUGUUGCCUUUGGAGUUUACCAACGACACCUGGGGUUUACUGGGUUCCAUGAACUCUGACCCAUCCGACGACCUGGUCACCGCACAAGGACAGGUCUUCUCCUCAGCCAACGCCACGUCGCAGGAAGUGUUCAUCUUCGCAUCUGGUUGGAAUGUUUCGGCGGAGGUUUCCCUUUUCACAUAUGACUCCAAGUACCUGAUGGACACUUACAGUCUGCCACCAAACCACCACCCGGCCUUUGUUCCAGCCCUCUCCAUGCCUCAUGUACCUGAUGAUGACGCUCUGGUGCAGAACAUGGUGAAGAUGUGUGUUGGAGAAGGAGCACAGGUCUGUAAAUAUGACACGCUGGCCACUCGGAGCCUCACGAUGGGAAACGCCACACUCAGAGCCUAUGAAGAUCACAGAGCCCUGAUGGACGCUCUGGCGCCAGUGGUGUCUUGUGGCUGGAUGGCUUCGCCCAGGAACGGAAAGAAGAAUGGGACACAUUACCUCGCCGGUGACACUCUGAGCUUCUCCUGCAACAAAGGCUACAAACGGUAUGGAUCAGCACAGCGCCACUGUCUGGACGAUGGGACCUGGACAGGGGAAGAGCCCAACUGUUUAACAGAUGAUCACUUGGAGUUCGUACUUGGUGCUUCUGGUUCCCUCCUGACCAUGAUCGCAAUGGCAGUGAUAAUCGUACGACACAGCAGGAAACACAGCAGGGGAGGAAGAAAGAUGGAUGUGAGAAGUCAAGCUCCCAGCAGCACUGGGAGCGGGCGGCGAUGAGGCCACUGUGUUUUCCAGCACACCUGCCCCCUCUCAGAGCCUUGAUCACAGGAGGCCAGGUGUAAAGGGAGACGGCGGGUGUCAGGAGGUCUGCAGAUGUGAGGGAACAUGCUCAUACACAUACUAUAUGGGAACCCGGGGCGCACGCAGCCAGGAAGCAUUCUUUGCAUACAGUAGCUUAGGUGUCCUCUGCUCCGCAUUAACACUCACUCCCCACACAACAGGUUCAGACAUAUUGGUUCCUCCCCGACAUCACGAGCGUUGCAGGAUGCAGUAGCGGGGCCCUUACUGUAUUUCAGAGCGUGUCUGCUUUGCGUGUCUGGAGGAGAGAGGCAGUGAUACUACACAUCUAGCAUGUGUGGUGUUUGUGUGCAGCAGGCAGCUGGUGAACACCUCCUGAUCCUCUGUUCCCCGCGUCUCACUCAGAGCUGCAGGGGUGCUUUCCUCAUCUAGGGUUUCCCGGCAGGUUUCAACAGGUUCACAGCAGCAGCAAGAAAGUCAUUACUCCAUAAGAU